Candoia aspera is the source of this 4043-nucleotide messenger RNA. RefSeq names its product ganglioside GM2 activator (gene GM2A). Gene Ontology annotation, molecular function: lipid carrier activity; enzyme activator activity. Gene Ontology annotation, biological process: lipid transport; ganglioside catabolic process. NCBI's taxonomy places the organism in Eukaryota, Metazoa, Chordata, Lepidosauria, Squamata, Candoiidae. The transcript is spliced from 4 exons. The record is from RefSeq and is a predicted model, not a curated record. The coding region runs from base 257 to 877 and encodes 206 amino acids. Gene Ontology annotation, cellular component: cytoplasmic side of plasma membrane.
GGUGGAGAAAGGAGGCGGGUUCGUAGGUAUCUCUGAUGCAGGGGGCGAGGACAAGAGGACAAUAAAUAACUCCCGAGACUUUGCUGAGCCUCCCUCUCUGGACUGUUGAGAGGUUUUCUUCCAGAAAAGCUCAGCUCGCAUCUUUGUCUUCCUGAAACUGUACAGUGAACCUCAAACAGCUAGAUCUCUCUGCACCUGUGGGCAGCUCUCUUUUUUCGAUCCCGUCUUCCUGAUUUUAGCCAAGUUGGCCUGAGAAAUGCAGGCUUUGGCGCUCUGGCUGACCGUAGGCGCUCUUCAGCUGUGGGCAGCUGUCCACGGGGGACCCCAGCAACAGCGCUUUGUCGUGCCGGACAUGAAGUGGUCCCUGAGCAAGGUCAAAAACUUUGCAUGGAAGAACUGUGGUCCUCCAUCAGAACCUGGUGUGAUUAAGAGUCUGUCUGUAAGUCCAGAUCCAAUUGCUAUACCUGGAGAUGUGACAAUUAGUCUAUCAGUGGCCAACACUAUCAGCUUUGUUGCUCCUCUGAAGGCAGUUGUCACACUGGAGAAGAAGCUUGGUGAUAUGUGGCUAAAAAUCCCUUGUGUGGAUCAACUUGGGAGCUGCAACUAUGAUGAUCUUUGUGCCGUCCUGGACAGUUUUGUCCCUCCAGGCCAGCCAUGUCCACAGCCAUUGCAAAGUUACGGCCUUCCAUGUCGCUGCCCAUUCAAAGCGAGUACUUACACCCUUCCUUCCUCUGAAUUCUUCAUACCCAACAUGGAUUUGCCUUCUUUCCUCACCAAUGGAGACUACAGGUUGAGAGCUGUGAUGAGCAACGGGGACCAAGAGCUUGCCUGCACCCUAUUGUUCUUCUCCUUGCAGGCAGAGAACUGGUGGCUUUGAUGGCUACACUGAGUCUUAGUGUCAAGUGCCAUGUUUCUUCCAGCUUUUUCUAUCCUAUUAUGACUAACAUGAAGAGUUACUUUCUAGCAUUUAAAGAGAAAGGGUUAUAGUUACUGCUUUUGUGACUGCUAUUAAUUACUUGGAGAAACAAUUGGAGAAUCCAAGGAAGGAACACUCCUUAUUAGAAAAAGAGAGGCUUAUCUAAAGCUUAUUAAGGACCAUGUUAUACAGGUUAUUAGUUGUACAUGGAAAUGAGGAUCUGCAUACAUCAAGCAUAUGUUUAUCUGGCAAAUGCUCUGCCAGGUGCAGCCGCCCAGCAUUGGAGCAUUCCAUGAAUGGCUCCCAUUUAUUUUUUCCAAUACAUUCCAUUUACACCCUCUUAUUUUAAGUGGUACAUUUUGUUUGCUAGUUUAUCCACCUAGUUCUGCAUAAAAACAGAUAUCCUUGUCUUGCCUUCUGCACAUAAGCUCAGUGUUUUGUUGGGGAGGUGAGCCCAGAAGUCAAAGCAAGCAUGAAAAGGAAAGGGGCUUUUUUAAAAAAAGUGAGCAGUCUGCCCUCUAUUCCAUAAAGUUGGAUAUGUCCCGUGUACGAAUGCAUGACUGCACUGGGUGUAGUUGUUGGUUGUGAAAACACACUGGCUUUUAUGGAGGUGGGGCUUUUCUCUGGCAGCAAAAACAAAAUUCUCACUGUAAGUACUUAUUCAAAUAAUUUUUAAUCUUCUCCAUUUUAUAUAAGACUGUACUAACCCUUCUUUUUAAAAAACUAAAUGCUUGCAGAGGUAUUGCUGGGCAGAGCAGCACAUCUCCUUUUAGACGUGCAUUUCUCUCCUUGUUUCAAGACUGACUUUCUUGUUCCUAAGAAACCAACUGGCUCCAUUUACUAACAAGCGUCCUGAAACACAACUUUCUGUUGUUUUCAAACAUACUGUAUAUCCUAUGCAUUGAGCAAAACUGAUUGGCUUAUGGCCAUGCCAAAGCAUACAAUCUUGGAGCACAUCAGUCCAAUUUGGAUCACUCCAAAUUAGUGAUCCGGGAGGUAAUCAAAUAACCCAAGACAUUAAAGGUGAUAUUGUGCCUUAAAUUGGAUGUCAUGUAUAAAUACCCUGUUUCAGAGGGUUCAGCCACAUUGUUUAAUCCCCAAUGAUUGCCAAGUGAUUCUCUGGUGCAAUGAUAGUAUAUUAUUGAGCUAAGCGCUGCCCCAGCAAAGUAUGUUAAAAUUAAGAACAUUUUCUGAUCACAGAAUGUGAGUAUUAACAAUGAGCCAUCAUGAGCCUCUUUAUUAAUGCAAGGCAGCAUUAAAGUGCUGCUGUUCUUCUGGGUGUCCCACUUUGCUGCAGGAACUGCUUCUUUUGCACUGGGCUUGCUGCAGUUCUUAUAGCCAGGCUGUCAAAUCACGAUGUGAUGAGGGGUUCUGCUUAUCAGCCAGCUUGUUAGAAGUGGAUUUGGACUGAGCAGGAAUGACUUAACUGAGGUUCCCUAGUUGGCUUUCACAUCUAAAGAAGGACUAGAACCUGGGUUUCCCAUUUCUAGUCUAGCAUCUGAACUGCUAUACUAUACUUGCUCUCAGAAUGUCUUCUAGUUAUUUUGGAUUACUAAAAGUAAGCCACCCUUGAGCUGAACUUGACUCCUGGUAAUUACAUGGAAAUGUCUAUGUAAUUGAUUCUGGUAAUAAUGGAGAAGUAGUCUGCCAAUGCAAGUUUCUGGGAUUCUAUUUUACUUUGCAGUCUAACCUCUAACUUCUGGGACUUCCCUGGGGGUCUCACACCCAAGAAUUAGCUAGGUCUGAUACAGCUUAGCUUUUUGUGAUCAGCCAGAGCCAACUAGGUACAAUGUAGAUAAUCCCUGGCUCCUGACCACGCUGGCGGUGUUGAAGGUGCAUUCAUGCAAACAAUCCAGAAGAGUUCUUGGCCUGUAUUUCUAGCUUAAGAAUUAUGCAUGGCAGUGGUUACUGUUUGAUUUAAAAAUUACAGAACUUUUCUCCCAACUGCUAGUGAGUAACCUUGGAUGUGUUCUGUCAAUUUUUUUCAUUUUAUCCUCUGAGCAAUAAGAUGCUUAGCUUCUACACCUGUAUUUUUGUGCAGAAAUAUAUGUUUUUCAUACUCUUGCUUUUAAGGACAUUAAUAGAAAUCUGCCUCAAGUAUUAGGUUUCACUGAAUUUUUGUUACUGCCUAUAAUCUUAACGGCAUUCCAUGCACUUUGAACGGAUAGGCUAUUAUGACAUCUUAUUUCACUAAAAAUUGUUGUUUUGUAUUCUACUCUCCAGCUCCCCGGAUCUUGGUUCCUCCGUCUACCCAAUGUGCUUUUUGAUUGUAUCUCCACUAUAUACAUUUCAUGUUUACCUCUAAUCCUAAUAAAUGCUAUGUUACUUGGUAUGAACUGGAAAAACACAGCAUACCUUAUAUUGGAGUAACAAUCCAAAUUGUACUUAGAGAAGUUCUGUUACUUGCGUAAAUUCAAAAAAUUGUUUUGGUACGUACAAAUUCCAAGUUAGAGUCUUGGAAAAUGGCAAAACUUUUUAAAUUCUAGUUUAAAGUUUAUCCUAUCCUUUUCUUUACACUCUUGUAUACAGUAAUGCGGUGACCUACUCUCCAUAUAAUUGCCUCUAAAUCCCACAUAUAAAAAAGAUUCUAUGAAGUAUGUAGACAUGACUGUCUUUAUUGCCUCCAAAGCACGCAAUUAUCACUGCAUUCCUACUUUAAAUUGUCAGAGCUGUGGCAUGGCUAUAUGGCUAAUAUUGUUCAGUAAACUACUGUUACAACUUUGUAUGGCAAAGGCACUGCAUAAAAUUGAAAAGAUAAUUUCUAUGAUGUAUUCUGAUGGUUAUGAUCCUAAGGAAGCCGUUUAUGUACCUGUUGUAUAUCUUGUUCAAAAAAAUUCCUUUACCUUUUCCUGUACUCACUAUAUUUCAUAAAGGAUGGGUUUUCAUAUUAUUUUCUGUAAUAAUCAUCCUCAAAUCCCAAUCUUGUUGAUUUACAGAGAUUCAUGGCAUGAGCAAUACCUUUUCUUCUGAGCUUUGAACGAAAUAGCCCACCUGCAAUAUUCCAUCACAAUAUUUUUGUCAGAACUUUUUAAUGUUCUAUGUUGUGAUGGUACAAAACUCAAAAUAUUUUGAGUAUUCCAAUAGGAACAAUGGAAAUUCAGAAUAAACCUGCUUUUUUGUCCUAUAA